AUGGAGAAAGCUGUAAUCCUAACCAUAUCAUUCUUCCUUUUGACAUUCUAUUGCUUGGUGUCCCUUGUUUCAUCUGUUGACACCCUUAGACAUGGGGAUAGUCUAAAUUCAUCUGCUUCCUUAGUUUCUGCAAACAAAGUUUUCACUUUAGGAUUCUAUAAGCUCGAAGAUACCAAUAAUUACUUAGGAAUAUGGUACACAGAUUCUUAUUCGGACUAUCCAGUAUGGCUUGGUAACAGAGAAAAACCUAUUAUGGAUAAUUCUGGCAUUCUCACAAUAAGUAGUGCUGGAAAACUUAUUAUAACAAGCAACAGAUCAGAUCCUAUUGAGCUGUAUGCAGGCGGAAAUGGCACAAAUAUAACAGCCACGCUGUUGAAUUCGGGGAAUUUUGUAGUGAGGGAGAUGAAUAUAAAUGGUUCUGCAGGCAGGAGUUUGUGGGAAAGCUUUGAUUAUCCCACUGAUACUCUUAUUCCGGGGAUGAAACUAGGUGUUAAUCAUAGGACUGGGAGAAGUUGGUCUCUUACAUCAUGGUUUGGCGAAAACAAUCCCGCUUCAGGAAUUUUUACGCUAGAAUGGGAUCCAGCCAGACAUAGAUUGAUUGUUAAACAGCGAGGGUUGGUUCUUUGGACCAGUGGGGACUUGAAAAAUUAUACGGAUGAGAACUCGAGAUUGAAUGUCAAGGAAUUUGAGAAUAUAGUCAUGAAACCCGAUGUUUUCAAUUUCACCUAUGUUUCAAAUGGCGAGGAGGAUUACUUCAGCUACUCCCUUAUAAUAGACCCCAAGUUGACAUCUGAACAUCGAAAAACUAUUUCUCUAUUGCGGCUGAAAUUUAACGGGGAUAUAUAUGAUAUUGAUAAUCAAACGAUGGCACAAGUACGUCUCUGUUAUCGUGAUAACAUAAAAGGCUGUGAAUUAUGGGAGCAGCCAAGUUGCAGGAAUCUUAAUGAUUCAUUUGUUCGGAAAUCAGGGCAUUUCGCUAAUGGAGAUGGGAGCCAGCCAAUUGCAGAAUCUGCUUAUGAUAAAGAUGAUAAUGCCAGUCUUACUGAGAUAGACUGCAGAGACAACUGCUGGAAGGACUGUGAAUGUGUAGGCUUUAGUAGUGGAGAUGCCUAUGGAUGUUCCUACUGGAAAGGGAAAAAUUUGACUUUUGUACAGAGUUAUGAUGGUUCUGAACCUAAACAAUUCGUUCUUGUUUCAGAGGCUUCAAACAAAAUAGAGUCUUCGGCCAAAAGAUGGAAGACAUGGAAAAUCAUUACUUUGGUUAUUACAGUAGUCGCACUUUUGUUGGGCUGUGUAUGGUUCAUCAUCCGAAAAAUUGAACAAGGGAAAAGAAAGGAGAAAGAAUUACGUGAACUGAUGACCCUAGAGGAAUAUACUGAAACACAUACGGUUGAAAGUGACGGGGGACAAGGUCAUCAUCUUAGACUGUUUACAUAUUCGUCUAUCGUUAGAGCUACGGGCAGCUUUUCGUCAACAAACAAACUGGGAGAGGGUGGUUUUGGCUCGGUUUAUAAGGGAGAAACAGUUGAAGGGCAAAAAAUUGCAGUAAAGGUACUCUCACAAAGGUCAAGGCAAGGAUUGGUAGAGUUCGAAACCGAACUAAGACUUAUAUCUCAAAUCCAACACGUGAAUCUUGUCAAAUUAUUGGGAUACUGCAAAGAUAGAGAUGAGAAGAUGAUAAUCUAUGACUACAUGCCUAACAAAAGUUUGGACUUCUAUCUCUUUUGUGAGUAUCGUCUAUUUCCUACACUAUAUUACACAUUUUCAAGUUACAGUGAGGUUUUUCGAAAAUAA
This is a messenger RNA of Fraxinus pennsylvanica, 1794 nucleotides long. Lineage: Eukaryota; Viridiplantae; Streptophyta; Magnoliopsida; Lamiales; Oleaceae. The record is from the annotation of a GenBank genome assembly.